Messenger RNA from Solanum lycopersicum (tomato), 826 nucleotides. NCBI's taxonomy places the organism in Eukaryota, Viridiplantae, Streptophyta, Magnoliopsida, Solanales, Solanaceae. The record is from RefSeq and is a predicted model, not a curated record.
GUCAUGUCUUCAAAAAUGUGUGUUGUUUCCCUUUUUAUUCUACUUUCCAUCAUCACCACCAGUCCUCUAGCCCAUGCUCAAUUGCCUAUUAACAUUGGUCCCAUUAUUCGUCCCAUUUUGGGUCCCAUUCCCCUUGUGGGUUCCAUUUUGGGGCAACCUGCACCACGUAUUGUACCACCCGUCGGUCAAGUAGCACAUGUUGGUCUUGGUCAAUUACCGAUUGUUGGUUCUAUUCUCAGUCCAAUUGUUGGUCCUAUUCUUGGCCAACCGAUUGUACCACCUGUUGGUGGUCAAGUACCACCGAUUAUACCAACGAAUAUUAAUUUAACUAUAUUGGGAGUUUGUCUUGCUCCGUACCGGGAAGUAAUGCCCCAGGCGUCGGAGUGAGUGGAGCAAAUGUAACGAUUAUUUGUGGCAACACAACGAUUGCUCAAGUGUCCACAAAUAGUCAAGGCAUUAUUAAUGCUGCAGUGUCCACCAAUACAAGUCUUCUGUCAGGAACAUGUAUUGCAAGGAUUCCUCUCCCAAUUGCUAAUUGCACUUUGACUCCAACCACAGAAAAACUUGUAGCUCCUGUUAUCCUUAUUGGAAACUUACUUCAGGAUGUGGUGGGUCAAACUUUGGCAGCAAGUUUGGGGAUACUUACAUCUCUAGAAACCGUCACUAUUACCUAGGACUACUCCAUCAUCACUCACUCACACACACCUAAAUAAAUGAAGUGAGUAUAUAUAUACAAAAAAAAACCUCAUCCAUCUCUUAAUUAAUUAUGUAUCGUAUCUAAUAUUUUAUAAUAAAUAAAUGGCGAGAUUGGAUAAUAUUUUAACUA